GAUGAUUGUGAGACAGUGUCAAAGUUAUGAUGGUUUAAAAAAUUACUUAUGUUGCUAAUUAUAACAAAGGACAUCUAAACAUAUGCAUUUUGUAACAUAAAAUCCAUUCAAGAACUGAAGAGCAUAGCAGCUGAUGACUACACUUUCUGAAAACUUAUCAACAGAUGAUUGCCAAUUUAUUCUUCCUUACUACAGUAGACUUUCGUGGAAUGCCAGAUUGCCUCGGAAAAAGAUUAGACCGCUUAAACUUCCUUUGACACACAUCAGGUAUCUGUGUACAGAAACAGACAAAUGCCUCAGCGACCAACAAUGUCUGCAAGCUGUGGAAGAUCUACAACAUCGAGAUAUGAAGCAAGGCCUCUCCGAUAUCAGAUACAACUUUCUGAUAGGAGCAACUGGCACUGUAUACGAGGGACGAGGGUGGAAGCUUGAUGCCCACAGACCAGCCAAAUACGAUGCUCUCAAGGGAAAAUGUCUUGAUAUAGCUUAUAUUGGCGAUUACUCGGUAAGAAUGCCUCCGGUGGAUUUGAUAGUCUCCGCCCUUAACUUAGUAGCUCUGGGAGUUGAGAAAAAGCUCAUUUAUCGAACUUACAUGCCUAUACCUUUUACACAAGAUAAAGAUGACAAUAAAAUAUAA
Molecule: messenger RNA, 637 nt
Organism: Macrosteles quadrilineatus (aster leafhopper)
Lineage: Eukaryota; Metazoa; Arthropoda; Insecta; Hemiptera; Cicadellidae
Product: peptidoglycan recognition protein 1-like
Exons: 5
Coding region: 134-637 (167 amino acids)
Biological process (GO): peptidoglycan catabolic process
Molecular function (GO): zinc ion binding; N-acetylmuramoyl-L-alanine amidase activity
Source: RefSeq, a predicted model, not a curated record